Molecule: messenger RNA, 1050 nt
Organism: Gossypium arboreum
Lineage: Eukaryota; Viridiplantae; Streptophyta; Magnoliopsida; Malvales; Malvaceae
Product: dirigent protein 16-like
Exons: 1
Coding region: 182-919 (245 amino acids)
Source: RefSeq, a predicted model, not a curated record
UGUAACACCACCAACUUCACCACCUCAAAAUCCUUCCAACGACUCCAUAGCUGAUGCUAUCCUCUCUGACUCUGAGUCUCUAUUUAAAGAGGAAGCUUCAUGAUGUCUAGCAUGCUAAUCUCAAAAGGCUACAGAUCAGCUAUUCAUUAGAAAACCAAAGACAUUCAGAAAACAUCACAAAAUGUCCAAGCGACUAGCCUCAGGUUGCAUUACAAUGCUGAUUGCUGCUGUCUACGUGGUAACAUGUUUUGCAGCAGUUAACCCCGCAGAAGAGCUCAUCCUUGAGUUCUACAUGCAUGAUAUCCUAGGAGGAAGUAGCCCCACAGCUCGACCAAUAACUGGCUUACUUGGAAACAUCUACAGUGGUCAGGUACCUUUUGCUAAACCAGUGGGAUUCCUGCCCCCAGAUGGUGGACUUGCAAUCCCCAAUGCCAACGGUGCUAUUCCUACUGUCAAUGGCAUCACUGGCCUCCCUUUAGGAACUGGCUUAGCUGGUACAGCUUUUGCCGGCAAUCCAAACCAAAAUGGCAACCCUCAGAUCCCUCUAGGACCAGAUGGCUUGGGACUUGGCUUUGGAACAAUCACCGUCAUCGAUGAUAUACUCACUGCCAGCCCCGACUUAGGGUCACAGCCAAUAGGGAAAGCUCAAGGAGUUUAUGUAGCCAGUUCAGCAGAUGGAACAACCCAAAUGAUGGCAUUCACAGCUAUGAUCGAAGGCGGAGAAUACAACGACAACCUCAACUUCUACGGAGUUUACAAGAUCGGAAGCACCAUGUCACAUGUAUCAGUCACUGGUGGAACCGGCAAGUUUAAGAAUGCUUGUGGAAUUGCUGAGGUUCGACCACUUAUACCACCUGGCCAACAUGUCACUGAUGGCGCUGAGACAUUGCUCAGGAUCACUGUCCAUCUUAAAUACUAAAACUUGUCUUCCAAAUUAUUUCUGUGCUUGGUUGUGUGAAAAUCAACAUGGUCAUGCAUCUUCAAUGUAACAAUUUUAAAGAUUUCUCCUUAAACUUCAAUUUACAACCGUACGAAAAUUUACGAUCAGAA